Molecule: messenger RNA, 733 nt
Organism: Suillus fuscotomentosus
Lineage: Eukaryota; Fungi; Basidiomycota; Agaricomycetes; Boletales; Suillaceae
Exons: 1
Coding region: 114-623 (169 amino acids)
Source: RefSeq, a predicted model, not a curated record
UUUGGAACGAAACUUUAUGUGAUUUUCCUAACGAAAAGGUCCUGCAAGUUGCCGCACCUGUAAUAAAAUGCACACUCUCGCUUCUCCUUUUCUCAUUUUCGUCCCCAGUUAACAUGGCUGCCAGUAUGUCCGAAGACGACGUGGCUUACACUGCCCUCCUUCGUCAACUAUUAUCCGACAACUCAACUACACGCAACGCUCGCGUACACUCUUGGAUAGAGCACCAGUAUGAUUUUGCUCUCUCAGAGUCAGACACCCAAGUCAACGAAGAUGAUAGUGCCUCCCUCAGCUGUUCUCGGGCUCCUUCUCCUUCACCAUCCUCAUUGGGAGCCCACCGUACAUUCUGUUCUGACAGACCAGACUCUCCCCUCCUACCCCGCUCAUCGGUAGAAUGUUCCUCAACACCAGAGCCUUGUCCAUCUUACGAUGCUCUAUUUUUCCCCAUCUCUCCUUCUCCUCAGACUCUUGCUGAGGAUGAGGCGAGGGAAGAGCGCGAACGGGAACGCGCACUUCGUUUCCUCGUGCAGGAAAUGUCACACUGGAAAAUGCAGUCCAGUUCCACUCCUCCCCGCAAGAAUAUGGACAAGGUAUUUUUAUUUCUCAUCCGCUAUUUAUCGAGUUAAAAUUCGGUUACUUAGCCGUUACCUUGUCCACCACCACCCUCGCCAGCGACGUCCACAACGCAGUCCACUUCGUCGCGUGUCAUGCGUUCGCGUUCCUCAUCAAUGCGCAU